Messenger RNA from Adineta ricciae, 1233 nucleotides. The record is from the annotation of a GenBank genome assembly. NCBI's taxonomy places the organism in Eukaryota, Metazoa, Rotifera, Eurotatoria, Adinetida, Adinetidae.
AUGUCUUCGUCAAACACUUCUAGCCGUCCAAGUGGAUGUGUUUCAAUUCCUGUAGUAAUCGUUACUGAAUCAAGUUCGAAUUCUCAUGCGUAUUCAAGGCCGACUUCCUCUUCUCGUCCGUAUUUCAAUAAGAAUAUUUUCUAUGACCGUUCUCAUUCACCAUCAUGGGUAAAGCUUUCGACAAAUCGUUUUCAACCACGACACAGUCCAGUUCCCAGCUACGAUCGUUUAAUUCAAAACUCUUACUUCAAUCAGCCAUUCUAUGACCAUCCAUCAUAUCAAGAAACUCCCUAUCAAUCGUUUCAGCCACCAGUGUAUGACUCAAAACCUUUACAUCCGAGCCGAUCCAUCGAUGAUCUUCUCUCACCAUCAAUGAGCUCAAUGCGGGCGAAGAAUUCGUUGAGAAAUUCAACGUAUUUCUCGCCUUUAAUCAAUAACGGAUUCCCAUCGGACUCUGAUUUUGUUGAUUUCAAUAGACGUAUGGAUUCUUUUCAUGACUUCCCAGAUGCUCAUCAUAAUUUUCCGACAAAUCGACCUCAUCCAUUUGACCAACCACAGUCGUAUUGCCGCCCAAGCUUCGCUCAUCCAAACGAACAACGGUUACCCAACGAUUACCAACAAUCCAAUUCUACUCAACAAUCAAGCAGCAAGACACACGAUCGUUCUUAUUCACCGACUUCUCAACGCGAUGAAUCACCAGUUCGUCCAGCACCAUCAACAUCCCCUCAACAACAACAACAACAACAAUCACAACCGCAAGAAUAUGAGUCUGAUUUCAAAGUAACAAACAAUUCGACUAAUCCAACCACGAAAUCAAGUACAAAUGCGACAUCUUUACAAUCAAAUGAUCAACAGGUUCCAACAACGGACACCAUACCCGUUCGUGAUCCAAAUGUGAUUGCAUUAGAAAAACUCGAACAAAUCAAACAAACUCUAGCUGAUUUAAAUCAACAAGUCGAAACAUUCUCUGGCUUGACGCGCGACGAUCGUUUAUACAAAACACUCGAUGAACAAGCUUUGAAAAUAAUGAUGCGUUGCGAUGAACUAGUUGAUGUCAGCACUGAUAUCAAAGAAAAACGUAAAGAAAUGAUACGUAACGUGCAAACCGUUCUGGCAAAACUCGAAUCUAAAGUGCCAAUCAAUCCAACGGCUGAAAUGGAAACUACUUUGUCACUUUACGAUCCACCAACAACGAAUGCAAGUGAAUUUCAUGAACAAGACACUUCUACAUAA